Molecule: messenger RNA, 357 nt
Organism: Debaryomyces tyrocola
Lineage: Eukaryota; Fungi; Ascomycota; Pichiomycetes; Serinales; Debaryomycetaceae
Source: the annotation of a GenBank genome assembly
AUGUCUACUUUCGAAGUAAAAGGGAAACCAGAACUUAAUGAAAAAGCAUCGUCAAAGGAAAGAAAUCAAGAUUUUGAGUUAACAACUGACCUCACUAAUUCUUCAAAUUCAAGCUUAGCUUCCACAAUCUUUUACCUAUCAAGAAUAAAAGUAUAUUAUAGUAGACCAACUGCCGCUUCAUUGAUAAGUCCAAGAGUGAACCACUUAUGCGAAGAAAAUAUGGCGGGAGGUUUGAAGUCAUUGGCAGUAAUUGGUUGUGGACCAAAGUUGCUUUCUCAUCAGAUAAAAGAAGAAUGUCAAAGAAACCGUUGGAAAAAAAAUGCUCCAGGUAUUUAUUGCUAUACUGAAAGAUUUUGA